AGAGUCCUGAGUUAUGGUGUCACAAGCAGCUCUCAUUCCCAAAGCUGCUCUCACCUCAGAUGCAGGAGAAGAAGAGUCCUGAGUGAUGGUGCUGCGAGCUGCUCUCAUCGGUCGAUGGUGCAAAAAGCAGCUCUCAUCCCCCGAAGCUCCUCUCACCUCCUGCGCAGGAGAAGAAGAGUCCCGAGUGAUGGUGCCGCGAGCAGCUCUCAUCGGUCGAUGGUGCCGCAAGCAGCUCUCAUCCCCCGAAGCUCCUCUCACCUCCUGCGCAGGAGAAGAAGAGUCCCGAGUGAUGGUGCCGCGAGCAGCUCUCAUCGGUCGAUGGUGCAACAAGCAGCUCUCAUCCCCCGAAGCUCCUCUCACCUCCUGCGCAGGAGAAGAAGAGUCCCGAGUGAUGGUGCCGCGAGCAGCUCUCAUCGGUCGAUGGUGCAACAAGCAGCUCUCAUCCCCCGAAGCUCCUCUCACCUCCUGCGCAGGAGAAGAAGAGUCCCGAGUGAUGGUGCCGCGAGCAGCUCUCAUCGGUCGAUGGUGCUGUAAGCAGCUCUCAUCGGUCGAUGGUGCCGGAAGCAGCUCUCAUCCCCCAAAGCUCCUCUCACCUCUUGCGCAGGAGAAGAAGAGUCCUGAUUUAUGGUGUUGCGAGCAGCUCUCAUCCCCCACAGCUGCUCUCACCUCCUGCGCAGGAGAAGAAGAGUCCCGAGUGAUGGUGCCGCGAGCAGCUCUCAUCGGUCGAUGGUGCCGCAAGCAGCUCUCAUCGGUCGAUGGUGCCGCAAGCAGCUCUCAUCGGUCGAUGGUGCCGCAAGCAGCUCUCAUCGGUCGAUGGUGCCGCAAGCAGCUCUCAUCGAUCGAUGGUGCCGCAAGCAGCUCUCAUCCCCCAAAGCUCCUCUCACCUCUUGCGCAGGAGAAGAAGAGUCCUGAGUUAUGGUGCCGCGAGCAGCUCUCAUCGGUCGAUGGUGCCGCGAGCAGCUCUCAUCGGUCGAUGGUGCCGCAAGCAGCUCUCAUCGGUCGAUGGUGCCGCAAGCAGCUCUCAUCGGUCCAUGGUGCCGCAAGCAGCUCUCAUCCCCCAAAGCUCCUCUCACCUCUUGCGCAGGAGAAGAAGAGUCCUGAGUUAUGGUGCCGCGAGCUGCUCUCAUCGGUCGAUGGUGCCGCGAGCAGCUCUCAUCGGUCAAUGGUGCCGCAAGCAGCUCUCAUCCCCCAAAGCUCCUCUCACCUCUUGCGCAGGAGAAGAAGAGUCCUGAGUUAUGGUGCCGCGAGCUGCUCUCAUCGGUCGAUGGUGCAACAAGCAGCUCUCAUCCCCCGAAGCUCCUCUCACCUCCUGCGCAGGAGAAAAAAAGUCCCGAGUGAUGGUGCCGCGAGCAGCUCUCAUCGGUCGAUGGUGCCGCGAGCAGCUCUCAUACCCCGAAGAUCCUCUCACCUCAGACGCACGAGAAGAAGAAUCCUGAGUUAUGGUGUCACGAGCAGCUCUCAUCCCCAAAGCUGCUCUCACCUCAGAUGCAGGAGAUGAAGAGUCCCGAGUGAUGGUGCCGCGAGCUGCUCUCAUCGGUCGAUGGUGCAACAAGCAGCUCUCAUCCCCCAAAGCUCCUCUCACCUCUUGCGCAGGAGAAGAAGAGUCCUGAGUUAUGGUGUUGCGAGCAGCUCUCAUCCCCCACAGCUGCUCUCACCUCCUGCGCAGGAGAAGAAGAGUCCCGAGUGAUGGUGCCGCGAGCAGCUCUCAUCCCCCGAAGCUCAUCUCUCCUCCUGCGCAGGAGAAGAAGAGUCCCGAGUGAUGGUGCUGUGAGCAGCUCUCAUCGGUCGAUGGUGCCUCAAACAGCUCUCAUCCCCCGAAGCUCAUCUCACCUCCUGCGCAGGAGAAGAAGAGUCCCGAGUGAUGGUGCUGUGAGCAGCUCUCAUCGGUCGAUGGUGCCGCAAGCAGCUCUCAUCCCCCGAAGCUCCUCUCACCUCCUGCGCAGGAGAAGAAGAGUCCUGAGUUAUGGUGCCGCAAGCAGCUCUCAUCCCCCGAAGCUCCUCUCACCUCCUGCGCAGGAGAAGAAGAGUCCCGAGUGAUGGUGCCGCGAGCAGCUCUCAUCGGUCGAUGGUGCAACAAGCAGCUCUCAUCCCCGAAGCUCCUCUCACCUCCUGCGCAGGAGAAGAAGAGUCCCGAGUGAUGGUGCUGUGAGCAGCUCUCAUCGGUCGAUGGUGCCGCAAGCAGCUCUCAUCCCCCGAAGCUCCUCUCACCUCCUGCGCAGGAGAAGAAGAGUCCUGAGUUAUGGUGCCGCAAGCAGCUCUCAUCCCCCAAAGCUCCUCUCACCUCUUGCGCAGGAGAAGAAGAGUCCUGAGUUAUGGUGUUGCGAGCAGCUCUCAUCCCCCACAGCUGCUCUCACCUCCUGCGCAGGAGAAGAAGAGUCCCGAGUGAUGGUGCCGCGAGCAGCUCUCAUCCCCCGAAGCUCAUCUCUCCUCCUGCGCAGGAGAAGAAGAGUCCCGAGUGAUGGUGCUGUGAGCAGCUCUCAUCGGUCGAUGGUGCCUCAAACAGCUCUCAUCCCCCGAAGCUCAUCUCACCUCCUGCGCAGGAGAAGAAGAGUCCCGAGUGAUGGUGCUGUGAGCAGCUCUCAUCGGUCGAUGGUGCCGCAAGCAGCUCUCAUCCCCCGAAGCUCCUCUCACCUCCUGCGCAGGAGAAGAAGAGUCCUGAGUUAUGGUGCCGCAAGCAGCUCUCAUCCCCCAAAGCUCCUCUCACCUCCUGCGCAGGAGAAGAAGAGUCCCGAGUGAUGGUGCCGCGAGCUGCUCUCAUCGGUCGAUGGUGCCGCGAGCAGCUCUCAUCGGUCGAUGGUGCCGCGAGCAGCUCUCAUCCCCCGAAGAUCCUCUCACCUCAGACGCACGAGAAGAAGAGUCCUGAGUUAUGGUGUCACAAGCAGCUCUCAUUCCCAAAGCUGCUGUCACCUCAGAUGCAGGAGAAGAAGAGUCCUGAGUGAUGGUGCUGUGAGCAGCUCUCAUCGGUCGAUGGUGCCGCAAGCAGCUCUCAUCCCCCGAAGCUCCUCUCACCUCCUGCGCAGGAGAAGAAGAGUCCCGAGUGAUGGUGCCGCAAGCUGCUCUCAUCGGUCGAUGGUGCCGCAAGCAGCUCUCAUCCCCCAAAGCUCCUCUCACCUCUUGCGCAGGAGAAGAAGAGUCCCGAGUGAUGGUGCCGCGAGCAGCUCUCAUCGGUCGAUGGUGCCGCGAGCAGCUCUCAUCCCCCGAAGUUCCUCUCACCUCAGAUGCAGGAGAAGAAGAGUCCUGAGUGAUGGUGCCACGAGCAGCUCUCAUCGGUCGAUGGUGCAACAAGCAGCUCUCAUCCCCCGAAGCUCCUGUCACCUCUUGCGCAGGAGAAGAAGAGUCCCGAGUGAUGGUGCCACGAGCUCCUCUCAUCGGUCAAUGGUGCCGCAAGCAGCUCUCAUCCCCCGAAGCUCCUCUCACCUCCUGCGCAGGAGAAGAAGAGUCCCGAGUGAUGGUGCCGCGAGCUGCUCUCAUCGGUCGAUGGUGCCGCAAGCAGCUCUCAUCCCCCAAAACUCCUCUCACCUCUUGCGCAGGAGACGAAGAGUCCUGAGUGAUGGUGCCACGAGCAGCUCUCAUCGGUCGAUGGUGCAACAAGCAGCUCUCAUCCCCCGAAGCUCCUGUCACCUCCUGCGCAGGAGAAGAAGAGUCCCGAGUGAUGGUGCCGCGAGCUCCUCUCAUCGGUCAAUGGUGCCGCAAGCAGCUCUCAUCCCCCGAAGCUCCUCUCACCUCCUGCGCAGGAGAAGAAGAGUCCCGAGUGAUGGUGCCGCGAGCUGCUCUCAUCGGUCGAUGGUGCCGCAAGCAGCUCUCAUCCCCCGAAGCUCCUCUCACCUCCUGCGCAGGAGAAGAAGAGUCCCGAGUGAUGGUGCCGCGAGCUGCUCUCAUCGGUCGAUGGUGCCGCAAGCAGCUCUCAUCCCCCAAAACUCCUCUCACCUCUUGCGCAGGAGAAGAAGAGUCCCGAGUGAUGGUGCCACGAGCUCCUCUCAUCGGUCAAUGGUGCCGCAAGCAGCUCUCAUCCCCCGAAGCUCCUCUCACCUCCUGCGCAGGAGAAGAAGAGUCCCGAGUGAUGGUGCCGCGAGCUGCUCUCAUCGGUCGAUGGUGCCGCAAGCAGCUCUCAUCCCCCAAAGCUGCUCUCACCUCUGAUGCAGGAGAAGAAGAGUCCUGAGUGAUGGUGCCGCAUGCAGCUCUCAUCCCCCGAAGCUCCUCUGACCUCUUACGCAGGAGAAGAAGAGUCACGAGUGAUGGUGCCGCGAGCAGCUCUCAUCGGUCGAUGGUGCAACAAGCAGCUCUCAUCCCCCGAAACUCCUCUCACCUCCUGCGCAGGAGAAGAAGAGUCCCGAGUGAUGGCGCCGCGAGCAGCUCUCAUCGGUCGAUGGUGCAACAAGCAGCUUUCAUCCCCCGAAGAUCCUCUGACCUCAGACGCAGGAGAAGAACGGUCCCGAGUGAUGGUGCCACGAGCUGCUCUCAUCCCCUGAAGCGCCUCCCACCGCCUAUUUAAGAGAAGAAGAGUACCUAGUUAUGUUACCCUAAGCAGCGUUAAUUGUUCACUCAAUUCCAAUAUUGCCACAUUGUUUCUGCAACUCAAGGACAGAGAUGCUGCUGCACUACAGUGUAUCUGAGAAUCAUUUUGUUGUUCUAAUUUCAAUCUCCCUCUGAGCUGUGCUCAGUCCUUCCAUGUUUUUACCAAUGUGUUGUUGGGGAUCAUUUAAUGUGCCCUGACUGACUUCUAUUAGUGCCUGAAGGCGGUCGCCUGUGGAGGAGGGGCCAUAGGAUAAUUUUUUCCCUCUAUAUAAAAUAAAUCUUAUACAGGUCAAAAGAGGGUUUUUCGAUCCUAUACUAAUAGAACUCUUGAUAAUGGGAACGCAUUGACCUUUGGGUGAUUCACUGUUAUUUAAUCUCAUCAAUCGUCUUUUCAACCAAAGUGCUGGAAAAAUCUCACACUUAGCCACAUAUAGACAGAUUGAGUUGUUGUAAACAGUCGUGUAGGAUUCAAGAGUACUAUGUCAUAUAUCUGUGAACUCUAAACAGACUUCAAAUGACACACUUUUAUAAAACAUGUCCCGUUUUGUAUGAAAUGUUGGGGUUUUCUUUGAAUUUUCUGAUUGUGACUAUAAUGUUGAUGUGAAAAUAAACCUCCCACACUGACCUGA
Messenger RNA from Gambusia affinis (western mosquitofish), 5144 nucleotides. RefSeq lists its product as uncharacterized. The transcript has 2 exons. The record is from RefSeq and is a predicted model, not a curated record. Bases 86 to 1498 code for a protein of 470 amino acids. Lineage: Eukaryota; Metazoa; Chordata; Actinopteri; Cyprinodontiformes; Poeciliidae.